Aspergillus japonicus CBS 114.51 is the source of this 1164-nucleotide messenger RNA. RefSeq names its product RTA1 domain-containing protein. The transcript has 3 exons. Gene Ontology annotation, cellular component: membrane. The record is from RefSeq and is a predicted model, not a curated record. Bases 124 to 1164 code for a protein of 346 amino acids. NCBI's taxonomy places the organism in Eukaryota, Fungi, Ascomycota, Eurotiomycetes, Eurotiales, Aspergillaceae.
UGAGAAUCCCGGCCCUCUCUAUUCUGCCCUUCUCUUCAGGCUUUCUCUAGAGUCAUAUUUUAUCUCGUUUUCUUGUUUGAAUCCAAUCGAAUCCAAACCCAAGACCAAGACCCAGACCGCACCAUGGGCUGGCCGAGUCACUGCGAUCUCUCCAGCGACAAUGCCCAAUACAGCUAUUGUGCCAAUGGCCCCGCGGCGGUAUUCUUCUCCGUCCUCUUCGGACUGACCUGGAUCGCCCAUCUGGUGCAAGCGAUCGUCUACCGCAAGAAAUUCUGCUGGGUGAUCGUGGUCGGCACGCUGUGGGAAUGUCUGGGGUUGAUCAUGCGCACGUACUCGACCAUCAACCAGACCGAGUCAACAACGGCGUCUGCCGGCCAAUUGCUGGUGCUGCUGGCCCCGCUGUGGAUUAACGCCUACAUCUACAUGAUCUUCGGUCGGAUGGUCUACUACUUCCUCCCCGAGAAAAAAGUCGCCGGCAUUCGCGCGGAGAAGCUGGCCAAGAUCUUCAUCUGGCUGGAUGUGAGCUCCUUCAUCGUCCAAGCGACCGGUGGUAUCAUGGACUCCGACUUCAGCAACGAAAUGGACAAGAUCGGCCUGCACGUGUACACGGCGGGGAUCGCGGUGCAACAGUUCUUCAUCGUCUGCUUCAUCGGCCUCCUCAUCGCCUUCCACCGGCACAUGCGCCAGGGCCACGGGCGUCAGGACAGGAUGGGCGACCGACAGCGGUGGCAGGCGCUCGUGUUCGCCAUGUACGCCAGUCUGUCGUGCAUCACAAUCCGCAUCAUCUACCGUCUCGCCGAAUUCGCCGACACCAACACGGCCGGCAGCAGUCCGCUGACCGUCAACGAGGCGCCCUUCUACUGUCUGGAGUGUCUGCCCAUGUUCGCCGCGAUGGUCAUCUGGAACGUCUGGCACCCCGGUCGUUACCUCCAGGGGGACGACAGCGAGUUUCCCAAGAAGAUCAAGCUGUCGCGCGGGGAGAAGAGGCGCAGAAAGCUGGAGGCCAAGGAGGAGGCCAAGGAGCGGAAGCGCAGCAACCGCCGUCGGUCGUCGAGUCGGAAGCGCAACCACCGAGUCUCCGAAUAUCAUUUGACGGAGCAGUCGGACAAUGCGCAGUUGGAGGAAGGGAUCACGCAUGCUUAUCCGGACAGGGUGCGGAUGUAG